UCAAAAUAACGGUCAGCCAAUUCCAAGGACGUUAACAACAUCGACAUCUAUCAUGUAUACAGACCCAACCUGACUUUCCACACAUUUUCAAUUCUAUCUCCAUGACGGACUACAAUACAAAGCUGUCAGAAUACAUCGACGGCUGGCUCAAAACCUUUAUCGCUGAUUCCAGCACUCCGUUCCGCGGCCAGAAACGCGACGCGUCGUUGAGUCCCAUAUUGAAUUGGAACGACAUGCCGACUCCGCCAUCGUCUGACGUGACUCAAGAAACACCUAGGAAAAGUCGAAGGCGAUCGCCGAAGAGACCGAGACAGGGUGACACUCCCGAAGAAAACACCAGCCAGGAUACUCCCUUCGACGACAACCAGACUCCCACUGGCCCUGCAAGAACGCUUCGGAUGGCAAUGCCGAGUCGCCCUUUUUCAAAUCCACCGUCUUUACCUCCAUCAUCUUCCACAUCUCAAUCUUCAAAUCGUUCCCGAUCGACCAGCCCUGUCAAGCGCUCCACGCUAGAACUCCUCCAAAAACCCGUUAAAUUCAUUCCUUUGGAUGAAUGGAAAGUCGAAGAAAACAUACAGAAGGCAUUUAACAGGAUCUUCGAUAUCUCGUAUGGCGACAAAUUCAUACCUAACGCGGUUGAGAAAGAGAUACGGGCCAGCGGCCAAAGAGCAAUGUCAGGCUGGUUCUUCGAACACUCGGAUGACAAAACCGCCUAUUAUAUGGAGGAACUUGCCGCUCUUCUCAAAAUCAAGGAUGCUGCCAGGUACCUUGAAAAGGGAGGAGCUCACGAGUCGGCUUGGAAUUUGGAUAUCCAUGGACCUCUGCUGGAACUUGCCCUGAAGCCGUUCAAGUCUUUGAAACGCGAGCUUCUCACACACGCCAGAAUAAGCCCGCCCUUUAUCCCAGAGCUUCGAACGGAUUCAUUUUAUGACAUAAUAUCGUCCAAGAUGAUCGACUUCGGCAUCACAGUGCAGCCUUCGGCAUCCACGGCGCAACAUAUCAGCAAGGUGCUUAACGCAGUCCCGCAUAAUAAACACUCUAUCAAUCCGACGACAUACAACCUCGUUAGAUACGAUCCAAUCGCGGUGCCAAUAGAAACCAAAAAUACAACAGGGCAUAUGGAGGAGGCCAGAGUCCAGCUUGGACUUUGGGUAGCAGCAUGGCAUAAGCGGAUGAAUGCUCUUCGGACGAAUAACGAGCAGAUCAUUACGUUACCGCUGAUAAUGGCCGUGGGGCAUGAAUGGAAGCUCCUCUUUGCGUACGAUGGAGAGAAUACAAUUGGUAUUGCAGAGGGCAUAAAUAUGGGUGGGACUAUGGACUUGGUUGGGUUAUAUCGUGUUCUCGGGAUAUUGAGAGAGUUGGCAAUGUGGAUGGAGACUGAGUAUGUUGCUUGGUUGGAUAGAUGGCUUGGACUUAGGCAGCCAUAGGACAUGCGAAUCGGGCUCCCCCAGGCUUGGGUCCUUGGUGGUCUAUCCUAGCUGCGAGGCGAAUACAGGUCUGAAUUGAAUGGAAAACACAUAUAAACUAAAACCACGCUAAUGAAGACAGGGACCUGACAAUUAUUGUUUACGUCGAUAUCCUACUCUUCUAUUCCUAAUUGUCGUGUACCCCUAAUUG
Fusarium redolens is the source of this 1617-nucleotide messenger RNA. RefSeq lists its product as uncharacterized. The transcript has 2 exons. The record is from RefSeq and is a predicted model, not a curated record. Bases 102 to 1427 code for a protein of 441 amino acids. NCBI's taxonomy places the organism in Eukaryota, Fungi, Ascomycota, Sordariomycetes, Hypocreales, Nectriaceae.